This is a messenger RNA of Phanerochaete carnosa HHB-10118-sp, 1388 nucleotides long. RefSeq lists its product as uncharacterized. The record is from RefSeq and is a predicted model, not a curated record. Bases 19 to 1320 code for a protein of 433 amino acids. Gene Ontology annotation, molecular function: Delta14-sterol reductase activity. Gene Ontology annotation, cellular component: endoplasmic reticulum membrane. Lineage: Eukaryota; Fungi; Basidiomycota; Agaricomycetes; Polyporales; Phanerochaetaceae. Gene Ontology annotation, biological process: ergosterol biosynthetic process. The transcript is spliced from 7 exons.
CUACGACUACCUGCCGACAUGGCGGACACGAAAAACACUGACCUCAACCCGCGCACGAAGGGCUAUGAGUUCCUUGGUCCGCCGGGCACGCUCUUCAUCACUCUCUCUGUGCCAGCGACAAUCUAUGCACUCUAUUUUGGCUGCUCCGAGCACUCUGGCGGCUGUCCGCCCCAACUGGCGACCAUCUGGCCCAGCACAAAAAUAUCGUUGCAGAAUCCCGAGUUCUGGAAGUCUCUGUGGGAUAAGGAUGCGGCAGUCAUGUAUCUUAUAUGGUACAUUUAUUGUGUUGUUUGCUGGUUCGUCCUCCCAGGGGACUGGAUUGAAGGGACGACGAUGCGGGAUGGCAGGAGGAAGAAGUACAAGAUCAAUGCCUUCACUACGCUCUUGUUGACCAUGGGCAUUACUAUUGGCUGGAUCAUGCGCUUCGGACCCCAGUCCUUCACGUUCAUCUACGAACACUGGGUUGGUCUCGUCACUGCCUCCGUCUCGAUGUCCAUCUUCCAAGGGCUGUACUGUUACAUAUCAUCGUUUUUUGGCGACAAGCUCCUCGCGCUAGGCGGAAACACGGGCAAUCCGAUCUACGAUUUCUUCAUUGGUCGGGUGCUUAACCCCUCGAUUGGCUCAUUCGACAUCAAGUCAUUCAACGAACUCCGCCCCGGCCUAAUUCUCUGGGUUCUCAUUGACAUCAGCAUGGCGUGUGAACAGGCUGUCCGUCGAGGUGGCAAGGUCACAGAUUCAUUGUGGCUGGUCCUCUUUUUCCAGGCCCUCUACGUCGCAGAUGGCUUGUAUAACGAACCGGCGAUCUUCACAACCAUGGACAUCACUACUGAUGGCUUCGGCUUCAUGCUUUCCGUAGGCGACCUCGCCUGGGUGCCCUUCGUGUACUCUCUGCAGGCCCGUUACCUCGUAUAUAAGCAGAUCGAGCUGGGACCUGUUCAUACGGCGCUCAUCCUUCUCGUUAAUUUGACUGGCUACUGGAUCUUCCGUGGUGCUAACGGCGAAAAGAACGACUUCCGCAAUGGCAAGAACCCCAGGAACCUCAAGACUAUGGAUACGAAGCGUGGCACGAAGCUGCUCAUCUCUGGAUGGUGGGGCAUGUGUCGCCAUCCUAACUACUUUGGCGAUCUCUUGAUGGCUCUUGCAUGGUCUCUUCCGACCGGGUUUGAGACUCCGGUCACAUACUUCUAUGUCUCUUAUUUCCUGGUUCUGUUGAUGCACCGCCAAUAUCGGGACGACGAGAACUGCGAGAAGAAAUACGGCGAAGACUGGCAUAAAUAUAAGCAGCUGGUUUCGUACCGCAUUGUCCCCUACAUUUACUAGGAAGCAUUUUGCUUCAUUCUGACCUUGUAAUGAUCCCUUCGUAGGCACAACCGUUAAUAUAAAUUUCU